Molecule: messenger RNA, 2340 nt
Organism: Actinia tenebrosa (Australian red waratah sea anemone)
Lineage: Eukaryota; Metazoa; Cnidaria; Anthozoa; Actiniaria; Actiniidae
Product: aladin
Biological process (GO): nucleocytoplasmic transport
Cellular component (GO): nuclear pore
Molecular function (GO): protein binding
Source: RefSeq, a predicted model, not a curated record
UUCAGACUAUGCAUCAUUCCCUUGAGAAUAAUAUUUUUGUUUUGCCCUAUAUCAAAACUAAAAUAUCUUCUCAAGCAUUAUUGGAAAACAGAAGAAUGAUAUGUAAGGGAAUGAUGCAUGGUCUGAAAUGGGAAAAACACCAACAUAUCAUUUUGCUUUACCUGAAAUUGCCAAGAAUUUCCCAAUGUCUGACGACUUGGGUAUAGUAUUUCUCUUCAGCUCAGGACAAACUGGAUCCUCCAGCUUCUGGAGACGUUACUCUUUGUGAAUAUAAUACGCAGUAUGUGUCUGAGGAUUUUGAGCGAGCAGAUCUCAAAAAACAUGUUCCAGCCACUCAUGGUCUUGAUUAUCCAGUGAUCAAUAUGGAUAAAGAAGGAGUUAAGACGGCAAGAAGUUUGUCAAAAUCAGCUGAUGAAGACUGGAAUCCUUUCUUAGCAUGUUCAGAAGAAACAAAUCUUUGGAAAAGGUUGUUUCAUGCCUUAACAUCAAGAGGAUUCAUGGGAAUGGUUCAAGAACUUAAAAAGAACAGAGAUGAAGCACCCCAGUGGCUGACAUUUCUUGGCAAUGGUGUAGAUUCUAUAUCUGGUUUCUGUGGUUCUUUAUAUGGCAAAGCCUUCCCACAUCUUAAUCUUUCAAGAGAAGAAAUGAUAACAGCUUUUUCAUCCAUCUCUCACUGGCCUAGUUCUCCUAUAAGAGCAUUUGGAUGGCACCCUCACAUCUCGAAGUUUGCAAUUGCUUGGCAGGAUGAUCAUAUUAAAGUGUACACCCUGAAAAGCAAUAUUGUUCCACUACUAAAGCACAGGCAACAGCAGGCUGUUACUUGUCUUGCAUGGAGACCUUUAUCAGCAUCAGUGCUUGCUGUAGGUUGUAAUACUGGUAUCUUUAUAUGGACAGUAGACCCAACAUCACCAGUCACUAGGUUAGGCAGCAGCUCAGUUCGGCACCUUUCCCAACCAUGUCAUAAUCCUGUUACCUCUAUUUCAUGGAGUCCAAAUGGUCAGCUGUUGGUGUCUGGCUCUCCAGCAGAUAGCACAAUGAUGGUUUGGGAUGUGAACAUGGAAACAGCUACACCUCUUUACAGAGCUGGUGGAGGAAUCUCAUUAACAUGCUGGUCUCCUGAUGAAAGAAAACUCUUUGUUGCUACCCCAGGUUCAAUGUUCAGAAUUUGGGAAGCUCAGACAUGGACUUGUGAAAAAUGGUCAAAUUUGGCAGGAAGGUGCAAGAGUGCUUGUUGGAGCCCAGAUGGCAGUAUCAUUCUCUUUGCUGUUGCAGAGGAACCAGCUUUGUAUUCCUUGAAGUUCAUUAGUCAUUUUGCAGGUGACACUGAUGUACAUGGAUCAGCUAUUGGUGCUCAAAUGGCUGUCAAAGCUGCAAACUUAUCACCUCAUUGCUUUAAUAAUGGAGAUGAUUCAGUGACAGUCGGAGGUGUGGUUAAAAGCAUGGCAUGGGAUCCUCUUGGGGAGAGAUUAGCUGUUAUUUUUGAAGAUGAUGAUGGCAAAGCCCAAGAAAUAGUUGCUAUAUUUAAGACAAGACUCAAGCCAACAUUUGAAGUUAUUCCAAGUGGUUUUGUGAGAGGACCUCCUGAUUCCUUUCCUGAACUAGUUGCAUUCCAACAGAACUUUAGUAAAGGAGCUCUUCUAACUGUGGGAUGGUCAGAUGGAAGCAUUACCUUUGUUCCACUGUUAUUCACAUCAAGCAAAGACACCCACCCAGUUAGCCAUCAUGCUCAAAAUGGAGUAUUCACUAAUGGUACAAGGAUUAACUAGAUAUGCAGUGUAGUAUUUAAAAUUUAGCGCUAGCAUAAUAUAUAUGUGUAAACAGUGUUUCCCUCAAGUGAAAAAAUGGCAGUUAAAUUGUAUUUCUAUAACUGAGUCUGAAGCUUAUAGUGGGGGAAAGUUGGUUGUGUAAUGAUGGUGAGCCUUAACUCCCUUCGGCUUGGGAGGGAUAUGUUUCCUCAUUAUCAGACCACAUUACUUCUUUGUUUUUUGGUAACAUUGGAGUAGACUUAACAAACAAUGUUAUUCCCAAGAGAAUGACAAGACAAGUAUCUAUUGAUUUACACUGUUAAAUCAUGUUCGAUCACCCUUGUGGUACUGCAAUUUAAAGGCGAACGCGAUCAUGGUCAUGUGACAGAGUUUUGAGUGUUACGUACAGUACAGUAUAAGACAACAAUCUUAUUCCCAUAAGGAAGGGAUAUUUACAGCUGACAGAGCAAAAUGAUGAAAGAUAUGAUUUUAUUGCAUCACAACUAUGAUAAUAUUUUGCUAAUAAAUAAAUGUAUGAAUGAAACUAAGUGAACUUACCAGUUAACAACCAGCAAUAAGUGUAUUUUUGUGUAAA